Messenger RNA from Plectropomus leopardus (leopard coralgrouper), 2467 nucleotides. It is a transcript of the gene sim1a, whose product is annotated as SIM bHLH transcription factor 1a. Gene Ontology annotation, molecular function: RNA polymerase II transcription regulatory region sequence-specific DNA binding; DNA-binding transcription factor activity, RNA polymerase II-specific; protein dimerization activity. Gene Ontology annotation, biological process: regulation of transcription by RNA polymerase II. NCBI's taxonomy places the organism in Eukaryota, Metazoa, Chordata, Actinopteri, Perciformes, Serranidae. The record is from RefSeq and is a predicted model, not a curated record.
AUGAAGGAGAAAUCUAAAAAUGCCGCCCGGACUCGACGGGAAAAGGAAAAUAGUGAAUUUUAUGAACUGGCUAAACUCUUGCCACUGCCGUCCGCCAUCACCUCCCAGCUGGAUAAAGCCUCAAUCAUCCGGCUCACAACAAGCUACCUGAAAAUGAGAAUAGUCUUCCCCGAAGGCCUGGGGGAGUCCUGGGGACACGUGAGCCGCAGCACUUCUUUGGACGGGGUCAGCCAGGAGCUGGGCUCCCAUCUCUUACAGACAUUAGACGGCUUCAUUUUUGUGGUUGCUCCAGAUGGGAAAAUAAUGUACAUAUCAGAAACAGCAUCAGUGCACUUGGGCCUGUCGCAGGUAGAGUUGACGGGAAACAGCAUUUAUGAAUACAUCCAUCCAGCAGACCAUGAUGAAAUGACAGCUGUCCUCACAGCACACCAGCCUUACCAUUCACACUUUGUUCACGAAUAUGAGAUGGAGCGUUCCUUUUUUCUGAGAAUGAAAUGUGUCCUUGCUAAAAGAAAUGCUGGGCUUACCUGUGGAGGCUACAAGGUUAUCCACUGUAGCGGCUACCUGAAGAUCCGUCAGUACAGCCUGGACAUGUCUCCAUUUGAUGGCUGUUAUCAGAAUGUGGGGCUGGUGGCUGUCGGUCACUCGUUGCCACCCAGCGCUGUCACCGAGAUCAAACUGCACAGCAACAUGUUCAUGUUCAGAGCCAGCCUGGACAUGAAGCUCAUCUUCCUCGACUCACGGGUUGCAGAGCUGACAGGCUACGAGCCUCAGGAUCUAAUCGAGAAGACUCUCUAUCAUCAUGUCCACAGCUGUGACUCCUUCCACCUGCGAUGUGCUCAUCACUUGUUGCUGGUGAAAGGUCAGGUCACCACUAAGUACUACCGUUUCUUGGCCAAGCAUGGAGGCUGGGUGUGGGUUCAGAGUUAUGCAACCAUUGUACACAACAGCCGCUCAUCCCGACCGCACUGCAUCGUCAGUGUCAACUAUGUUCUCACGGAGACAGAGUACAAAGGCCUCCAGCUUUCUCUGGACCAGGCCACGUCCAAGACCUCUUUCCCCUACAGCAGCAGCACAGCCAGCAGCCUUACAGAGAACUGCAGAACCCCCAAGAGCAGAGUAUCCCGGCCCAAGACCAAAGCUAGACUCUCACCAUACACACAGUAUCCUAGUUUCCAGACGGAGCGCUCAGAGUCUGACCAGGACAGUCCCUGGGGUAGCAGCCCCCUCACAGACUCAGCCUCCCCACAGCUGCUGGAGCAGAGUGAAGGCCUGGAUGCCUCCUGUGUGUACAGACAGUUCACCACUGAUCCCCGCACAGUCUGCUACAGCUUGACUGAAGAGCACCAUCACACCACCAGUGACGGCUACCCACACCUCCACGCACAUGGUCAAGGUCAGAGUUGUGAGCGAGGUCGAUGUGAAGCUGGGCGAUAUUUUCUAGGAGCGCCUCCGCCUGGCAGAGAUGCGUGGUGGAGCGCCGCUCGCUCUGUCCUUCCACUGAGUAAGAGCUCCUUGGAGAACCGUGAGGGAUGCGACAGCAGUGUGCCGCACAUCACAGCCAUCCACAGCUACCAUGGCCGGGGCCACUGGGACGAGGACAGCGUGGUCAGCUCUCCAGAUGGAGGCUCAGCCAGCGACUCAGGGGAUCGAUACCAAACUGACCACUACCGCUGCAGCCCGCAGGAACCCAGCAAGAUCGAGACGCUGAUCCGAGCCACACAGCAGAUGAUCAAAGAAGAAGAAAAUCGACUUCAGCUGCGGAAGGGCCCUCCUGAUGUCCCACUGGGGCCAGCCAAUGGGCUGCCCAAGGGUGCCGGUCCAUGCUUUACUCCUGAGUUUCCUCAAGGGACCCUGCCACUACAGACUGUGGUGUGUCGAGGUUUGAGUCAUGUGAUCAGCCCUGCGCCUAGUCCUGCCCCCCUGUCCAGACUCAGCAGUCCAGGUCCUGAUCGCCUCCACAAGCCCAAAGACUACCUCCAAACAGACCUGUCCCCCCUGUCUUUGCCACUGCACCACCCGUUCGGUCGGCCGGGUCCGUGCUCGGCUUCCCCCACCUCGGCCCCAGCCCUCUACCCUUCCCACAGCCACUCGCGGCCAUACUCAGAAAAGCAUAAAGCCUACUCCCUGACAGGCUACGCUCUGGAACACCUCUAUGACCCUGAGAGCCUCCGGGGCUACUGCACCUCUGCCAGCACGGGCCCCACCCACUACGAUAUGACCCCUCACCUCCGCAUACCGGCAGAGCAGACCCCCGGACAUAAAGGGACCUCUGUCAUUAUCAGCAAUGGCAGCUAACAGUCGUCCAACACACACAGGGGGACUGCAGUCACACAGCCACAUGAAGCCAUCGUUACUCUGAGUCCUGUUAGCCUGUUUUCCAUCUUACUGAUCCAUUUCUUCCAAUCACUGCUUCAUUAGAGAACUUAAAUGAAACUUUUCCCCCCAAAUGUUGCUCAAACUUCAG